Drosophila eugracilis is the source of this 3929-nucleotide messenger RNA. RefSeq names its product long-chain-fatty-acid--CoA ligase 5. The transcript has 8 exons. Gene Ontology annotation, cellular component: endoplasmic reticulum; membrane. The record is from RefSeq and is a predicted model, not a curated record. Bases 724 to 2724 code for a protein of 666 amino acids. NCBI's taxonomy places the organism in Eukaryota, Metazoa, Arthropoda, Insecta, Diptera, Drosophilidae. Gene Ontology annotation, biological process: long-chain fatty acid metabolic process. Gene Ontology annotation, molecular function: long-chain fatty acid-CoA ligase activity.
AACAAACGGUUUCUAUUUAUAUAAUGUGAAAAGUGGGCGUGGCCCUCUCUUAUGAACCAUAAAUCAUUUUGGUUAUUAAAGAGUUGAAAAACCGCUGUCACUAGCAUAUAUUUGUAUUACCCCCACUCUAUUAAGAUAUAUCGCCCAAAGGCGUUUUCGAUCGCGUGUAGCGUAGUAAAAGGAAAAUUCAGGCAGGCGGACAACUUGAUCGGCGGGUCACAAAACAAAAAAUUAGAACAAAACUAUCUAGCAAAGAGAAAAAGAAAAACGUUUAAUAUCAAAAUAAGAACAUAUAAACGAAUAAAAUUCCUAGCCGAGCGAUGCAAUCUUCUUCAUGAUCCCCACGUAAACCCCCAAAAUUCUACUCUCAAUUCUGCUCAUUUUCUCUCCCAAAAGAAGAUUCCUCGGGCCGGCCAAAAUCAUUUUUAGCCACGGCCAAUAUUUUACUUCUGCCAUUCAGUUCGAAAUUCAACAUCGUGUCGCGCAGAUCGUGGCGGGCUCAAACCCCUAGAAUAUAUAUUUCAAAUUAGAAAGAUACCCAAAAGAAAAAAAAAACGAAAAACAAGCAACAACAACAGCGACAUAAUUCGCUUGGAAAAUGUGCAUAUUAAAUGCCGGGUGAAAACUGAAUGAGCCAUUAGGAAAGCCACAAGUCGAAAAAGUGUCAGAAAAUCUGCAACAAUAAAGUUAACCAAAAGUGAUAUCAAAAAUUAAGAAAAAAUCAUGUCUUGUUGCGGCCAAAUUACCAGUAUACGAGUGCCCAUCGAGCUAACCAAUCAGAGCGAUGUGCUCAAGAUCAUAUACGAUCAUCGUCUAGAUAUCCACCAUAGGGGUCCAGAACAAAUACACGUCUCUAAAUUCUACAAGGAGUCGAAAAAUGGAAAAUUCGUGUCCUACAUCACAGAGAAUGUCCGCACCCUAUACCAGACGUUUCGUGAGGGCGCCUACGCCUCCAACAAUGGGCCAUGUCUCGGUUGGCGCGAAACCCUGACGUCCCCAUACCAGUGGAUCAACUAUGACGAAGCCCUGUUACGCGCCAAAAACUUUGGCGCUGGAAUGCUGGCGCUGGGAGCCCGGCCAAAACAGUUGAUCGGAAUUUACUCCCAGAACCGACCAGAGUGGAUCCUAUACGAGCAGGGCUGCUAUUCGUUCUCCCUAGUGGUGGUUCCCUUGUACGACACCCUGGGUCCCGACGCCUGUGCCUUCAUCAUACGUCAGACCGACAUGGCCAUUGUGAUCGUAGAAGAUGAUGGCAAGGCGGCCAUGUUGCUCGAAAAAGCGCCACGCAGUCUAAAGAUCAUUGUGGCCAUCAAGCCCAUCCGUCAAACGACGUUGGAGCGUGCGCGCAGUCGGGGCAUACAAAUAUUCUCCUUUAUUGAUGUGGAAAAACUGGGGGCCAAGGGCAAUCAUCCGGAGGUUCCCCCGACGGCAGAGGAUCUUUGUACGGUGUGCUAUACGUCCGGAACGACUGGUAAUCCGAAGGGCGUGAUGCUCACCCACGGAAACGUAGUGGCCGGCGUCUGUUCCGUGAUCCUGCAGAUGGGCGACCAUCGCAUACGAGCGGGCGAUGUUAUGAUUUCCUUCCUUCCCCUGGCACACAUGUUCGAACGGUGCUGCGAGAACGGAAUGUACUAUGUGGGCGGAAGUGUGGGCUUCUACUCCGGGGACAUCAAGGAGCUUACAAAUGACCUGAAGAUGUUGAAACCAACCGUUAUGCCGGCAGUGCCUCGUCUCCUAAAUCGAGUUUACGAUAAAAUCCAAAAUGAUAUCGCAGCCUCCGGAUUGAAGAGAGGCCUGUUCAACAUGGCUAUGCGAGCCAAGGAGAAAGAGAUCGCCAGGGGUGUCCUGCGAAGGAACGGCUGCUGGGACAAGUUGGUCUUCAAGAAGGUGCAUCAGGCUUUUGGCGGAAAUCUGCGCCUGAUGGUCGUAGGCUCAGCUCCACUGGCUGGCAAUGUGCUUACCUUCAUGCGCUGUGCCUUGGGUUGUUUGGUCCUCGAGGGAUACGGCCAAACGGAGUGCACGGGGGCCAUAACUCUCACUGUUCAGGGAGAUCAUGUGCCCAACCAUGUGGGACCCCCCGUGUCCUGCAACGCUGUUAAACUGGUGGAUGUGCCAGAGAUGGAGUACUUUGCCAAUCAAAAUACAGGGGAGGUAUGCGUGCGAGGAUCAAAUGUGUUCCAUGGUUAUUAUAAGGAUCCCGAGAAGACGGCGGAAGCCAUUGACUCGGAGGGCUGGCAUCACACCGGCGAUGUGGGCAUGUGGCUUCCAAAUGGAACGCUUAGGAUCAUCGAUCGCCGCAAGCACAUCUUCAAGCUCAGCCAGGGCGAGUAUAUAGUGCCCGAGAAAAUCGAGAAUAUCUACACACUCAGCCAAUACGUUAAUCAAGUUUAUGUCUAUGGAGAGAGCUUAAAGAGCUGCAUUAUCGCUGUUGUUGUACCUGAUACCGAUGUACUGAAACAAUGGGCCACGGAGAACAAUGUUCGCGGCACACUCUCCGUCCUGUGCAAUAAUAAGAAUGUCAAGGAACUGAUUAUGAACGACAUGCUCAAUUGGGGCAAGCAGAGUGGACUCAAGUCAUUCGAACAGGUUAAAGAUGUCUAUCUGCAUCCGGAUCCCUUCUCGGUUCAAAACGGACUGCUCACGCCAACAUUCAAAGCCAAGAGGCCGCAAUUAAAGAGCUACUUCAAGCCACAACUGGAGGACAUGUAUAAACACCUGGAUUAAAGCAAUACCUAUAUAGAAUCAACAACGAAUCGAACUCAAGAAACUGGGAAGCAUUCAUUUAAAUAUGCCUAUACCAUUUUAAACUGAUGAUAACAAAGACUACAGAUACAGAUACGAAAGCGAACUGUUUAAUUUUGUAGUUUCGUCAAUUCUUAGCAAGUAAGAGGAGCGCAAGAUACACCACAUACAGAUACAGAUACAAAACAUAUAAAAUAUACACGAUUUCAAACUGACAAGGAGAAUCCUUAUGACAGCCGCAUUUUUUAUAUAAUUUAAUCGAGACGCGAUCCCUAACUAAUACGUUAACUAUAUAUUUCCCUUAAACACUUAUGAUCUAGUUCAAAGUGAAUAGAAAACAUUUGCGUAGUCUGAAACAAAACAUAUAUAACUAACAUAUUGAGCAAAUUGAAUAAAAUGAAAGCUUUAAUUAACUAUCGUAUACUACACUCAGCGAUCGAUGCAAAACUAAAGUGGAGAACAAACUUUUUAAACUAUAUAUUAGACACGCAAAACUAAAUUAAUAAGAAUGAAAUGUUUAUCGCAAAUGCUGAGAAAAUACUUAAAAAAUAAUAAUUAAACGUCAACCGAGAAGCAGAUUAAACUUAAUGAUAAAUACGGAAAAGAUCCACUUCUUUGGACUGCACUGUCUGCCUUACAAAUACCAAAUGAAAAUUUAUUAAUAAAUUGCUAAAUCAAAACACUAUUUCAUAUUAAGAGCUAAACAAUAAAGUAAAGCAGCAUUAUAUUAAAAUUAUUACAUAGUUUCUUUAUGUAGAUACAAAAGCAGGAGAAUUGAAAAUAUAAUUUGGAAUAAUGAAAAAUAAACAAAGAAUAUACUGAGUUUUCGUUAAUACUAUUUGAAUCUGACGUUGCCACCUAAUGGAAAAAUGUAGACACAAAAUUUUUUCUAACUAAAGAUGCCUGACCAUCCCAAAAUAAAUGUUAAAUGAAAUACAUUGUAUUUGUUACUAUUUACUUUAACUUUUAAUACAUUUGAAAAACUUUUCAACUUAUAGGAUCCUCGUUUUUGUAAUAGUUUAAUGACAUUCAGUUUCAUCUUAAUUCAAUUAGUGGCCAUAGCUCUUGGAAUGCAAGAAUAGAAAAUCGUUUGAAAUUGAAUUAAUAGAACAAUUCAGACUUUAGUGAGCUGUUUUGUUGUUUAAGAUAUCAAUUGCAUUAAGUUCUAAUUAAAAUGUACAAAUGUG